CCACCCGACGACAGGGUCUCUUUCGCUGUCCAAGAGGUCCUGAAUGGCCAACCCGAGAUGGCGCACUAUGAUGACGUGAUCUCCCAACCUCAGGUUUGCUUGCAAUGACCAACGCUGAUGCUGCAAGAGCUGAUUGAGCUAAUGUCCUCCAUGUCCAGCACAUGCCGUUCAUCCGUCGGUACAUCAGUGCCCGAGACCUCCUGGAAGUCGAGAAUCCUGUCCUUGACCUCCCGAACCGCCUAAGCCGCCUCACCGUCCGGCACAACUUCGACAUUGGCGCUCACUAUACCGGCUCCACAGCCUCUACCUCACAUCCGAGCGGGAGCUCUUUGCGGCGUGGCCUUAACACUUUGGCCACCGCUUCAGCGUCGGGUAAAGACGCUAUGGGGCUGGAUGCCUUCGAUCCUCUGCAGCGAGAGUUCGAAGCUCUCCGUCGUGCCAUGUCAGAUUCGAAGGUGCCGACCCCCCCACAGAAGCAGACUGAAGCAGAGUCUGAGAUUCCCAAGUCUGCCGUCACCCCGAUUUCCAGUUCGGGGUAUGAGGACCUCGUAGCCAAUUCUUCUUCUGGCUACCGCUCGUACUUGCCCCGACCAUUAUCGGGUACUGGAGACUCGAUAUCUACGGACGAGCGCAGUUACCCCUGUAGCUUCGACACCUCCAAGCCUCCGGAACUUCCGCUUGGUUCUGAUGCCCCCCGUCCCGACACACCAGUUCCUGGGCCGUCUUUCUUGUCAGAAGAUCGUUGCUUCCCCGCCUUGAAGCCACCAUCGCUACAGGAUGAAGACCCGCGGAACCCUAUCGAGUAUAGGUUUAAGUUCCACCAAUCGCACGAGUUUCGACCUGGAAGGGUACUCAAAAUGGUGUCGUUUGAGCCUCGCAAGGGCAGCCCUCCCGCUGAGACUCUAUCCGAGGGCUUCUCGCUUCCCCGAGAAGUCGCGCUCUCCGUUAGAUACCGACGCUUCGUAGUCAUUGCCAACGAUGAAGGCUAUUGCACCUGCGUACCGAUCUCCACCUACUCGGGCCAGGCCUGCAAAAAGCACGGCGUCAAGCCGGCCAAGCACGGCAUCGUCUUCGAGACCGGCCGCCGGCCACGGCUACUGCCCGGUGAGCCCGAACUGGGCUUCCCGCCCGUGCAGGUGCGCCUGACCGAGCCGGGAGAGAGGUUUGCGAAGGAGUCGCGAGUGAACUACGCCAAGCUGACGACGAUUGAGCAUAACAUGCUUGUGUACUUCAUCGGCGAGGUCGUCGAGGACGACCUCGAUAUUAUCCUGAGCGCGGUGGACCUGUGCUGGGCGAAACGGCGGAGGUGACGAGCGUUGAUCAGCGCGUAGACUCCAAGUCGCAUUUGGAGAGAAAAUAGAACCACGAAUGCCGGCUUUACAUAAGUGUUUUUAUGCCCUAAUUCAGUCCUUCCA
Messenger RNA from Thermothielavioides terrestris NRRL 8126, 1415 nucleotides. RefSeq lists its product as uncharacterized. NCBI's taxonomy places the organism in Eukaryota, Fungi, Ascomycota, Sordariomycetes, Sordariales, Chaetomiaceae. The record is from RefSeq and is a predicted model, not a curated record. The coding region runs from base 162 to 1310 and encodes 382 amino acids. The transcript has 4 exons.